Medicago truncatula (barrel medic) is the source of this 1147-nucleotide messenger RNA. RefSeq names its product endochitinase. The transcript is spliced from 3 exons. Lineage: Eukaryota; Viridiplantae; Streptophyta; Magnoliopsida; Fabales; Fabaceae. Gene Ontology annotation, biological process: defense response to fungus; chitin catabolic process; carbohydrate metabolic process. The record is from RefSeq and is a predicted model, not a curated record. Gene Ontology annotation, molecular function: chitinase activity; chitin binding. The coding region runs from base 39 to 1001 and encodes 320 amino acids.
UCAUUUCAACACCAAAGCAACUUUGUACUAUUAAAAAAAUGGGAAGUACUACAAAAUUAUCUUGCUUGAUACUAUGUUUACUAGCUUUCUUUCUUGGAUCCAAAGCUCAGCAAUGUGGUAGACAAGCUAAUGGAGCUGUUUGUGCGAAUAGGCUAUGUUGCAGCCAAUUUGGUUAUUGUGGCAACACUGCUGAUUACUGUGGAGCUGGUUGUCAGAGCCAGUGUACUUCAAACCCGACACCGACACCAACAACACCAACACCUAGUGGUGGUGAUGUUGGAAGUCUUAUUUCUUCUUCGAUGUUUGAUGAAAUGCUUAAAUAUCGAAAUGAUCCACGGUGUGCUGCACGUGGAUUUUAUUCCUACGAUAGUUUCAUAACUGCUGCUAGAUCUUUUAACGGAUUUGGUACUACUGGUGAUGAAAACACCCGUAAGCGCGAAGUUGCUGCUUUCUUAGGUCAAACUUCUCAUGAAACUACAGGAGGGUGGCCAACUGCACCUGACGGUCCAUACGCGUGGGGAUAUUGCUUUGUGAAUGAACGCAAUCCCCCGAGUGACUAUUGUUCACCCGGAACUUGGCCAUGUGCUCCUGGUAAAAGAUACUACGGCAGAGGACCAAUUCAACUCACUCACAACUACAAUUAUGGUCCAGCCGGUAGAGCCAUUAAUCAAGAUUUGAUAAACAAUCCGGAUUUAGUGUCCUCAAACCCAUCUGUGUCAUUCAGGACAGCCCUAUGGUUUUGGAUGACCCCACAGGGAAACAAACCAUCAAGCCAUGAUGUGAUUACUGGAAGAUGGACGCCAUCUGAUGCUGACAGGUCAGCAAGGAGGGUACCCGGAUAUGGCGUGAUCACCAACAUAAUCAACGGCGGGCUUGAAUGUGGACGCGGUCAGGAUCCUCGGGUCGAAGACCGGAUCGGGUUUUAUAAAAGAUAUUGUCAAUUGUUGAGAACGACUACCGGUGAUAACUUGGAUUGCUACAAUCAAAGGCCAUUUGCUUAAGCCAAUUACCUAUGUUAAUGUUAUAAUAGAAAGUAAUAAAGGGAUGUUGUUCAAUAAAAAAACGUAAUAAAGGAAUCACAGUGAAUGAUCCUACAUGUAACCGAAAUCUUCUUGCUCAAUAAAACAACUUCUAUAUAGUUUUAUGA